This is a messenger RNA of Penicillium maclennaniae, 1833 nucleotides long. RefSeq lists its product as uncharacterized. NCBI's taxonomy places the organism in Eukaryota, Fungi, Ascomycota, Eurotiomycetes, Eurotiales, Aspergillaceae. Gene Ontology annotation, cellular component: lipid droplet. The transcript is spliced from 6 exons. The annotation marks the transcript as partial. The record is from RefSeq and is a predicted model, not a curated record.
AGCCAAGUUCUUCUUGAUAUUUGUCCCGCGAUGGAGUCGCCGCCAGGCAUUGCGGCCCUCUUCGUCAUCCGCUUCGAUAUCAGGACCGGAUAUGUGGUUUCGUGGAAACAAGCUAUCCCAGGAGUUGAGGUCGAAGGUGUGGUGGAAUACAAGUCGCUCCCCUCCGGACUACAUAAUGUGACGGAAGACCUGGUGUACUUCGUCCAUGAGCAGUACGCGGGUGUCAGCGCGUUCGUCAAUCAGCCCGCCGCAGAGGCGGAGCGCAAUGCGAAGAUGUUUGCGGUUGGCGUUCUGGUCCCUUUGAGUGCUGGAAGAUUAGGGAAGAGCUGGAGACAUGCUCCGAGGCUACGUGAACUGACGCUGAAAUAUGCCGCAGAUCUGUCUGAUACAAAGGCGCUAUCUGAAUACUGGGACGCCUUCAAGAUUGGAAGCCCCGAAGUUGCUACUUCAGAAUCUCCCUUGGAAUCACCCAUCAGCCUGCGAUUUCGCCCAGGCGACAGACCAGACGGACACCGCAACCGCGCAUUUAGCGAUGCGAUAGUAUUGCAGACUCCCAGACCAACCUUGACACCGUUUCAUCCUGCUUCAUCCCUCCCAGACUUCCUCGAAUGCUUCGGUCCCUUGAUAUUCCCGUUAUGCAGAGCAGCGUUGCUACGGAAGCGCAUCCUUUUCAUGGUUGAAGCACCGGUGCAACAACCAUGCAAUUUUGUAUAUGAUCUCUCAUUGCUAGCUUCCCUACCGAACUCCCUGUUACAGGUGCUUCCCGAAGAUCUCACCCCGCCGUUGCGACCGCGUCCCCUCUUCAAUGUUGGCAUUCACGAUAUCCCUGAUCUCGCCUCAUAUGACUCGGACAGAUCAACACAAAACCUCGAGAAGGAUCCCAGUUGGAUCGCCUGCUCCACAGACACCGUCUUGAGCAUGAAGCCUGAGCUCUACGAUGCACUCGUCACCCUGCCCCCGCCAUACUCUCAACAGGGCUCCGAGCAGGCCUUCCCAAAAAUUGCCUUGAUAGAUCACUCUAGUACAAAGCACAACUCAAACCAAACAGUCCAACUCAAAGCAACACAACGAGAUGCUCGCCGAUAUGCCAUGCUGCGCAGAGGCCUUCGGCAGUUCUCCAGCGACCGAGCAACGUCUCCAAACACCGAUGACUCCGACACUGACUCAACCUACUCAUCCAGUCCCAUCGUCGAGCCUCUUUCAUGGACUCGACUAGCUUAUACCUCUUUCAUGUGGUGGGCUUCCGCCGGCGAAAACCGCGACGGUUUAUCAAAAGAAGAGGAAGAACAUCAAAGUGAACAAGACGCCCGACUUCUGGCAAGCAUAGAAAGUUUUGCAUACCCCGCCUCGAACCCGAAUGAGCGUCGUUCCCUACAUCUUGAAGACCAGAGUCAAGAGCCUCUGGAAGUCGCGCUGGUAGCUUACUUCCGUCGUCUCACGACCCAGAUCUUUCAAACGCUUGCUAGCGCCAUUGCGAGGCAUGACUCGGAUGGCCAUAAUGAUGCCUAUGAGCCUUAUUCAGAUGCUCCGGUGAAUGAGGAAGGAGAUCUAUCUCUUUCCAUGUCUCGUUCUCUUCACGUCGAGGACGAUGACAAUGCCCCGCUGCUGCGCCAGAGACAGCAGGGGAACCAUUCUCGGCGUGAUCACUCCGCUCAGGAUUUUGAAUCAGAAGAGCCUAUCACUAUAACCAUCGCUGAUAUGGUGGAGAUGGGCUUGGACGUGUGGAGCGCGACAGACCGCAUUUUCGUCGAAGAGCUAGUCUUGCUCUGGUGGGGCCGUUCUGCAUAUGUUGACAGCGCACGUAUUCGCUGCUGUGGUAUUUCCAUCUUGUAA